AUGGAAGUUACAGAAAAGCAGUAUUUUCUGCCAUAUUUAUUUAUAUUUCAAAGAGAAGAACCAUGGAUAACUCUAAUUAUUAAAACAGUGCCCCUGACAGACCCCAAAAAAGCCCAGGAGCCCUUAAUCAAUCUCUCCAAAGUGGUGAUCAGGUUUAACAAGGACCAGUUGGAGGAGCUCAAGGAGGCCUUCAAGCUGUUUGGCAGAGUGCGGGAUGGCAAGAUCCUGUACAGCCAGUUUGGGGACAUGAUGGGGGCCCUGGGCCAGAACCCCACCAAUGCCAAGGUGCUCAGAGUCCUAGGGAACCCCAAGAGUGAUGAGCUGAAGUCCCAGCAUGUGGACUUAAAGACUUUCCUGCCCAUGCUCCAAGCAGCAGCCAAGAACCGGAACCAGGGCACAUAUGAGGACUACUUGGAAGGGCUUCACGUGUUUGACAACAGCAAAGUUAGGAGAGCUGAGCUCAGACAAGCCCUUACCACCCUGGGAGAAAAGAUAGCUGAAGAGAAGAUGGAGACUGUUCUGGCAGGACAUGAGGUCAGCAACGGCUGCAUCAACUACGAGGCCUUCCUAAAACAUCCUAAGCGUACUGAGCUCUGCCGAUCCUUAGGGCCCAGACACUGGCCUCCAUAG
Messenger RNA from Callithrix jacchus (white-tufted-ear marmoset), 630 nucleotides. The record is from RefSeq and is a predicted model, not a curated record. Lineage: Eukaryota; Metazoa; Chordata; Mammalia; Primates; Cebidae.